AUGGUAAGGAAAGUGGUUGUGAGGCCCAUCGAUGAUGGCCCAAAUUCUGCGAACGAAAAAAUGAAACCAGAAAAUCCCGACUCCCACGAAUGGACAGAAUUUGCUUCCAGUACAACUCUCCACGGACUUAGACACGUCGUCCAUAGAAACCAUUCUCCUUUGAAGCGAACUAUUUGGCUUCUGUUUCUUUUCGCCGCUGCAAGCUUGUUCAUAUUUCUUUCCGUCAUCAGCUUAAGAAAAUUUUUUUCUUUGCCGAUCAAGACAGUAAUUUCACUGGAAACACCGACUAAUGGCUUGACCUUCCCUGCCGUAACCAUUUGUAAUCUGAACAUGUUUAUGCGAUCUAAGAUCGAUGUGGCUGAUGAUGAUGAGAGGUUUUAUCAGAUGGGAUUAAACAUUAGUGGAUGCAGAGAAACUCGCAGUGUUCGCGGAAACCUCACCUGUGGCCAGGCUCUUUUGUGUGCUUAUCAGUGGUUUGGACCGGCUUUGGUAAAAGGCUGCAAUGAGUCAACUCAACAGAAAAUAAUAGACGCUCUGAAUCGGUCAUCAGAACGUUUUUACAAUGAAGAGGAAUUUCUUAUCAGAUAUGGCCAUGAAAUGCGUAGCAUGUUAGUCCUCUACUGCCGUUUCAAAUCUGUAAUCACAUGUUCCGAUAAGGACUUUGUUCCGCACCUGACCCAAGAAGGGCUCUGCUUCACUUUUAACUCAGGUUUAAAUGACAUUCCAUUGCAUCAUACAACUUAUGAAGGUGCUGAUUUUGGUCUUAGCAUUCUACUCGAUGUUCAAACCAACGAGAGCACAUUGAACGAAUUCUCUACUGGUUUGAAAGUGAUUGUGCACGAACAAAAUACAUUUAUCAACCGCUAUGACGGCUUCAAUGUCUUACCUGGCACCCAUGCGUCUGCCUUGAUCAAGCUUACAAAGGUGAGUUACUGACCCUGGGGUACUACUUGGAAUUCUUGAUGGGGCUGUACCGCCCGUUUCUGUAAAUCGUCGCCCUAUUUCAGACCAAAAAAUGUAAUUUUUUUACGUUUUCAGACCAGGCCUUCAAAAUCCAUAGGCAGAAAGUUAUGACAUCAUUCCUUAGUUUAGACAUAUUACUCUUUCUUAUUUAUUUGGAAUGGAAACGACAAAUACGUUCGCACACUCCCGCAGCUCCCUCAGCUCGAAAACCGUACCUGAUUCCAGACCACAGUAGGCAACAUCUACACUCUUUUUCAGACCGAAACGGCCAAAACGGAAAAAAAUUCUCUUUAGUAUUAUUUUUGCAUGGUAAUUUUUGUUGUUCAGCAUUUCGCAAAAUUAAAUUUAAACUGAUUUUGUCGAAUUUUAACUCAGUCGGCCUUUUCUGGUAUAAUGUUUGAAACCUGUUCAGCUCUGUGCGACGUAAUGAACAACUCUGUGAGGUGGAUCACUAUAUAUCAUUAAUUCUCAUAAAGGAAAGACGACUUCCAAUCAAAACGAGCGAAAUAUCUGGUAUAUUACUUUAUUAUAUACAUACUGAGAAAUACUCACCAAAAAGCUACGUCGUAAAUUUUCGUACGCAAUUAGUUCUAGCCAAUCAGAGAAGCGAACGAUGGUUUUCACACGUGAAAAGAAUGAUACCUCCAAUCAGAAUCGCGAACGAUGUUUUUUCACGUGUGAGAAAAGUGAUACGUCCAAUCAGAAGCCACAGAGGUGCGGGUUUCGCGCCAAAAUUCUCGCCUUUUAUUGCAACUUGCAGCGCCGCUUCGCACACUUUCAACGAGAAAAGUUUUACUCGAAGAGUUUUUCUCGCUAAAAAAGUGAAAAACAUUACGGUAAUGGAGAGGAAUAGAUUCAUGUGUUUUACUGUCAAUAAAGAAAACGGUAGAGAGCCGGCGAAAAAACAGCGGAAAGGGAAAAACAGAACGAGACGUAAGCUUUUGUUGUGCUUUUUGUCGGAGCUACUUUGCCUUUCAUUUAAUAAGCUUAAGCUUAUAUUAAAACCGGCCAUUUUACUUAAAUUCACUGAUUUUCAAUUGUGCAUUAAGAACAAACAGUUAAGAGUACUUAUAGUUCUUCGAUUAUCUCAUAUCCUUACCGUCAUUUAUGUUUUUAGCAAACGUUUUUACUUAAAAGCUGAUACUUCGUUUUCGUUGUCAUUUUGCGGUAAGUGUGUAGCGGCCAUUUUUAGCAUUUUUGAAGAUUUAAAGUAAAAAGGCCGCCAAAAUGAUGAAUGUCUCAGUACGUAUAUAAUAAAAACAAUACCACAUGGAAAGUGCUUUGUACGGUAUUUACGCACUCGUUGUUUUUGUAUCAGAAAUCUUACUCGUUCUCUGCGCUCACUCGUUCGAUUUCUGAUACGUCAACAACUCGUGCGUAAAUACCGUACGCCAGCAGUUUGCAUGAAGUAUUCUCUAUGUACCUUUUUCUUAGAUCAAGAGACUUCCUUCACCCUACAAAACGAACUGCAGGCAAUUGAAACUUAUGGCAGUUGAAAGAUACACAAAGGACGGCUGUGCAUUCGAGUGUUCCUCAAACUACACCAUCAAACAAUGUGGAUGCCGUGGUCCUGGAUUUCCAGGUUUAGAAUAGUUUUAAUUUCUUUAAUUUUUUUUUCUAAGCCAUUUUACUUCCGUUUGUGUGUAUGACUCAGUAAUGUGAAUGAAACACAGUAUUGCCGGUAUUAUGAACUACGGUGAUACAAAUAGUCUUACUCAGUAAAUCGACACUAUGGCUCUUGGUGUUCUUGUAGAUGACAAUGUAACCUGGAAAUCUUGCUCAUAUAUCAUUCAGAAAUCUAGGUUAACGCAGUGACAGUAAAGGAUGCCUACCCAUUGCCUCGGGUUGAUGAUUCUCUUGCAGCUUUGAGUGGUUCCCGAUGGUUCUCAACUAUGGAUCUUGCUUCAGGUUAUUGGCAAGUGGCAAGAGAUGCGGGCACCCAGGAGACGGCAGCAUUCGUAACUUCGAGCGGCCUGUUUGAAGCACCCAGCACCUUUGCCAGAUUGAUGGAACUUGUUUUGAAGGGCCUACAUUGGAAGAUUUGUUUGACCUAUCUUGAUGAUGUGAUAGUUAUGAGACGCACGUUUGAAGAAGAAUUAGAACGGUUGAAAGAGGUGUUCGAGCGACUAGCUAGGGCAGGACUACAACUUAAGCCAAAGAAGUGUUUUCUCUUCCAGAAACGGGUUUCGUACCUCGUACGUGUGGUCACGGACGAAGGCAUUGCUGCAAACCCUGAAAAGGUGGAGCGAGUUCGCACCUGGCCCACCCCAGAAAACAGCACGAAGGUCAAAAGUUUCCUUGGACUUGCCUCUUAUUACCGCCGAUUCAUCCCUGAUUUCUCGACCAUAGCUAAGCCGUUGUACAAGCUAACGGAAGCCAAGGCGGAAUUUGCUUGGACAGAGCAAUGUCAGCUGGCUUUUGACAGGCUGAAGGGUUUACUUACGUCCGGUAGAGUCCUAGCCUACCCUACUAGGGAGGAAAAGUUUGUGCUAGACACAGAUGCGUCAGACCAUGGCAUUGGGGCAGUGUUGUCAGAGUUUCAGGACGGGGUGGAAAAACCCAUUGCGUUUGCAAGUCGGACAUUGUCCAAGUCUGAAAGGAACUAUUGUGUGACCCGUCGUGAGCUCUUGGCAAUCGUUGAGUUUGUUAAGCAACACCGGCAUUACCUACAAGGUACAAGAUUCUGCAUUCGAACUAAUCAUGCCCCUUUGCGUUUUGUUGUCCAGGCCAAAGAUCCCGAGUCACAACUUGCACGGUGGAUGGAUUACUUGAGUACUUUCGACUGCGAGAUCCAGUACCUACCAGGACAGCGACAUCUGAAUGCUGAUGCACUUUCCCGUAGACCCUGUGAUGUCCGUUGUAAGUGGUUUAAGGGUUGGAAGUCACAGGAGCGAGCGUCAUUUGUUGAUGUGGGUGUUCAGACUGUGAUGCAUGUCCCUUGCCAGGACAACGAACAACCUGUGAAUUAUGAAGAACCUGCUGGUGCUCUUUGUGCCACUGUCAAGUUAGAACCAACCUGGAGUUCAACUUUCUUGAGGGAACAACAGGAAGCUGACUUUGAUCUCAAGGUUAUUAUUGGUUAGAAGGAAGCCGGCAGAGAAAAACCAUUGUGGGAAGAUGUGUCGCCUCAGAGUUGUGCUGUGAAGACCUUGUGGUCACAGUGGGACCAGCUGCUCUUCAGAAACCGUGUACUUUGCCGCAAAUGGGAAAGUGACGGAGGUGAUCAGAUUAUUGACCAGGUCAUUCUUCCCGAGAGUCUUCGACAGGCUGCCCUUGAUGCUCAUCAUAGUCAUACGACUGCAAGUCAUCGUGGUAUACGGAAGGACCCUAGGCGCUCUUCAAUCUCGUUUUUACUGGCCAGGACUUACUUCAGCAGUUCACAGAUUGGUCACCAGGUGCCAUGUCCGUGGGUCUAAGAAAGCUUGGGGACGCAAACGUCGUGUUCCGUUAAAGCAGUACGUGGUGGGAGCUCCCAUGGAACGAAUUGCGAUUGACAUUCUUGGCCCACUGCCAGAAACCCCGCGAAAGAACAAGUUUAUACUUGUGGUUAGUGACUAUUUCACUAAAUGGACAGAGAGUUAUCCAAUACCCAACCAGGAGGCCACCGCUGUUGCAGAGAAGCUUGUGAGCGAGUUCAUUUGUCGCUUCGGUGUACCCCGUCAGCUUCAUAGCGACCAAGGAACUAACUUUGAGUCAAAGGUGUUUGUUGAAGUCUGCAGGCUGUUAGACAUUGAGAAGACCCGCACCACUCCACUGCAUCCCCAGUCUGACGGACAGGUGGAGCGUUUUAACAGGACCCUCACUGAAAUGUUACGUGGGAAGAUCCAGCAAGACCAGACAGACUGGGAUCUACAACUUCCAACUUGCAUGAUGGCCUAUCGAGGUGCUGUUCAUGUGUCAACCGGGGUUUCACCUAACCUCUUGAUGUUGGGUAGGGAACUGGAGGUUCCCCUGGAUGUCAUAACUGAGAGACCACUUGAUGCAUCACCACUCAAGACGGUCUAUGCACAAGCUGUUCAAAAGAGAUUGGCUAGUGCGCAUGAUUUGGCCAGGCGUCAUUUGAAUAAGGCAGCUAUACGGCAGAAGCGGAACUACGACAAACGGCUUUCCGGUAGACCAUUUGUUAUUGUUUUUCUGUUUGGCUGCAUAACGUUUGGAGGAAGAAGGGGAGAAACGCCAAACUUGACUGUCCUUGGGAAGGACCCUAUCUUGUAAUAUCGGUGCUAUCGGAUGUGGUGUACCGUAUUCAGAAGAGCCGAAAGGCCAAGCCUAAGGUCGUUCACUUAGACAGAUUAAAGCCUUACCUGGGACCCCCACUGGAGAGAUGGAUUCCGAGAAAGCAGACGCGGUUAUCGAGCCCAAGAGAAGAGGGGAGACAGACAUCGGUUGUGGAUUCAAAUUUCGUCGACGAGGGACAGUCAGCUCCGGUUAACGCGAGAGAGAGUUGAGCGCGACGAGACGGAAUCUACAGAAGAAGACAAGGAUGAUGUUUCCACGAGACUCCAGAAUGUUGAUUUCAUUGGAGAUGAUGACGGUGACAAGCUUGAGAAUGUGAGGAAACCUGAGCCUCGUCCGAAAUUGACAACCUCUGUUGCACAUGACCUCAACCAGGCGGGUGUCGGCUGUCAAACAGCUGAGUCGACUGUACAAGGUUUACCUGGGAUUGAUUCAAGUGUUUGUGGGAGACCGUCAAGGCAGCGAAAGNUAGACAGAUUAAAGCCUUACCUGGGACCCCCACUGGAGAGAUGGAUUCCGAGAAAGCAGACGCGGUUAUCGAGCCCAAGAGAAGAGGGGAGACAGACAUCGGUUGUGGAUUCAAAUUUCGUCGACGAGGGACAGUCAGCUCCGGUUAACGCGAGAGAGAGUUGAGCGCGACGAGACGGAAUCUACAGAAGAAGACAAGGAUGAUGUUUCCACGAGACUCCAGAAUGUUGAUUUCAUUGGAGAUGAUGACGGUGACAAGCUUGAGAAUGUGAGGAAACCUGAGCCUCGUCCGAAAUUGACAACCUCUGUUGCACAUGACCUCAACCAGGCGGGUGUCGGCUGUCAAACAGCUGAGUCGACUGUACAAGGUUUACCUGGGAUUGAUUCAAGUGUUUGUGGGAGACCGUCAAGGCAGCGAAAGCCACCAUGUCGAUUCGGAACUUGGGUGACUGAUUAACCUGAAUGUUCAGGGACUGAUAAGAAUUAUAGGACAGUCUAGGCAACUAGACAAGUAUACGCUAAUGCCUUUCAUUACCUAAGAACUGUAGACGCUUGGCACGUUGAUGAACGAACAUUUGAGACUUGAUCUGUUUCGUCUAAUUGAAGUUGUUUUCGGAAACUAUCUGUGAAAUAGUGGACCAGCAGUGGGACAGUGCUUAAGUAGGGGGGGGAGUAGUGUGGCGCGAGGCAAACCCCGCGGGUACCCCUCUAAGUAAGUCACGUGACAUGGCGUAAUAACCAUGUGCGAAGAAAUGAUUGUGAGACUAGUUGAGUAGCAGAUUAAACAUGUGUUGUUCUCUUAACGCCAUGUUUUAACCGGGAAUCGUGGCGUUACAGUAUUUUGAUCAUUGUUAGGUAGUUAGUUUUUCAGUCAGUUAAUAGGUUAGCAACCUCAACCAACGUUCGUUCUUUCUCCUUUUUUUUUGUUUGUUUUUUUUACCACGCAUAUGUCUUUUUUUCUUCUAGCUGAAUAUAUACUAUAUAUUUUAUAUUUUCUUAGCAAACGUAGAGCCUAUUUUUAUGGAAAUGCUGUUAAUAAACCAUCAUUUAUUAUUAUUAUUGUUAUUAUUAUUAGUAGUAGUAGUAGUAUUAUUACUAGUGAUACCGGUAAAUUAAAGUAAAUUAUUAUUAUUUUACACUACAUAAAGCUUCGAGUUUAAACCUUAAAAUAAUUUGAUCAAAAAGGGUUAGCUUUUUCGUCUUUAAAGAUCAAUGGUAUAUAAUUGUUCCCGUUAAGUUUUGAUUUGCGUGAAAUCGGGAAUUUUGGGCAUUAUUUUCAUUGAAAAGGCAAGUUGCUUUGCAACAACGAGAUAGUGAACGGAAAAUUAAAGUAUUGACUUGUUUUCUUGUAAUUUCUCUAAUUUAUCUCAUUGAGUUGUUUUCCUUUAAGGUCCAAAGACGGUACCGCUGUGUUCGACUCGGGACUAUGAUUGUAUUAGGCGAUCUAGAGGUAAAAACUACAGUUCAUUCUAUGUCACUCGGCUACUAAUAAAUCCUUCAGUCUUUUUUAUUGUUGUGGAAAACUACGAGACUUUCAUGUAUAAAAUCUAACUGAGAUUGACGUAAAAAAAAUAGAACACUAAUUAUAUAAACUAAGACAAAAUAAAAAAUAGCCCUCAUAAUAAAAAUCCGAUCAUCGACCUGCAAUCAACUGUUUAACUCUGAAAAAAGCAUUCUAGGCAAUUCAAGGCAAGCAUUCUGGUGUUUAUAUAGUCACUGACCGUUCUCCUGGCACUCAAAAAUCCAUCCCCAUCCGACUGAAAUUCUCCUUUACGGAAUCUUUAGCAUCGAAAACUGAAAACUGUUAAUUGAUGAUUGACGUCACUCUGCCAAGAGCAAAAUUGAGCAAAAGUUUAUUAGCGGCCGAAAAUAAUGUGGCACUUUUUCUCCUCUAGCCUCGCUCGUCUAAAAAUUUAGACAAUGCCAAACUUAUCGGCCAAUCAUUUAAUCAAUUAUUAGGACAGAGUGACGUCACAGAAGUCGUUCCUGAAUGCUAAAGCUUGUUUAAAUUUCACUAUCUUCAAGUUGAAGUUUCGUUUGAAUGGAAUUUUACUCAAAGGAGCAGGAAAUAGCAAGCCGCAUACAAAACAAAUUGACAUCUGUCUCUUUUGAAUAAAGGAAGUGGCUAGUGUCCUUUCUAGAAUGACCUUGUGUUUUGAGUUCUUGAUAUUCGUUCUCAGUUAAAACCGUGACCAGAGAGCAGUAAUCCUUUUUUGGGAAUAUGGUUUUUGUCAUUAUAUGAGAUAACGGAGCCAGUCUAAUAAAGGAUUCUACUAGGCACCACAUUUGCUUCUACGAUCAUGGUUGAUGGAGCAAUUUUCUAACACCAAAAGCCAUGAUUAUGGCUCUUGCUAACACUUACUGCUUUCAAGUGUAAUCAAAAGAUGACGAGUGAAAUUAGGGGAUCAUUUCUUGACUAUACCUAUUUAUAUCACGGGUGAAAAAUUACGCUCGUAAUCGUUAUUACUAUUUCGGGGGGGGGAAGGGCCGAGUCAGGCUACAGUAACUGAGAAUAAGCAGUCACAAACUUAGGAUUGAGACAGGUAGAUACGACAAUAUACCACGUGACGAAAGGUUAUGCAAUCUCUGCAAUUGUAACAGAAUUGAAGAUGAAACUCACUUUUUAUUAGAUUGUCCAAGGUUUUCUUCGAUAAGAGAUAUGUUCUUCUCUAAACUAGAACCUAAAAUACCGUUUCUACGACUACAAUCACAUGAGUCCUUAUUAUCACAUCUGAUGAUAUCUACUGACUAUUUUAUUAACAUCCAGUUAAUUUCAUUUAUAUCAACUUGCUUUGAAUUGAUAGACAAACUUAUCUCCGGAAUAAUUAAUCCUACCGAUGGUUAAAAAAAAACAAUGAUUAAUACGUUUCAAAUUAUUUCAAAUAUUUAAUUUACAAGGAAUCAAUGAUUAAUUUCAAGUAGCUUUUGCAAUACUGUAAUACUUUGUUAUGGUAAUGCAAAUCAAACUUAUUGUUGUUAUUGUUGUUAAACUGCGCAUCAAUUUGGGCUUAAUAAGUUCACAAUUAUCUUAAAUUUUCGACGAAAAACCUGUUAGAUCUCUUUCCUGUGUUUAAGUUUUCUAAAGCGUCUUUUAAUGCCCUGGCAUCUUCAUUCACAACAUUUUAAAACCGUUAAACGCCAUCUUGGCGCUGAGACAAACUUUCAGAUGUCAAAUUAUAAAUUAACCGUGAAAUUUCUCGCCAUAAUUAAAGAGUCAUUUGUCACUCAUGAUAAUAGGAAGGGUGUACUGUUCAUUAUAAUAAUAACAUUAUAAUAAUAACAUUAUAAUAAUAAUAAUAAUAAUAAUAAUAAUAAUAACAACAACAACAAUAAUAAUAACAAUCUUUAUACAGGAAGCUCACUUCACAAAGAGUGAUAUUCAUUGAGGCCCUGCAAAACAAUAGAAAAAAUAGAUGAUCUUAGAUAAAUGAAUGCGUAAUAGUAAUAAUAAGUAAAAAGUUAAGAACUAAAAACCUAUUAAAUUAUGCAAGCUUCAGGUCAAAAAUGUUAAAAUGUCAGGUAGAUUAAAAUAUUAAAAGCUAUAAAUUAUCUAAAAUAUAUAGCUUAUAUUUUUAGUCAUCAAUUGUAGAAAGUUUGGGAUCUAUUACACCUCUUGUUUAUUUUCAGAUCAGUUUAAUAUAACGUCAUGUUCCAGCUGCAGCAACGCAUGCUCCGAACUGGAAUACGAACCACGUGUUUCCUAUUCCAAAUUCCCGGAUGUUUCAAUAGCUAACAUUUUACAUCAUUACUUUCAUAAAACAGAGAGUCUCAAAUAUAUGCAGUAAGUUGUUAUUACAAGCACCUUUAUAAGAAGCCAUGGAUCAAUUUUGGUUACUGGGAAACUUCCCACCUACCCCUCCCCUAAGCCAUCCUUUUGCCUAAAGUAAGGCGUAGGUGUUGAUGUUAGCUUAGGGGAGGGGUAGGUGGGCAGUUUCCCACAAACCUAAAUUGAUUUAGGGAGUAUUGUGUUUAUGAUUUUAACAACUUACCCAAUUAUGUAUUACGAUUAGAGGAAGGGUGAAAGAAGUAGCAAAAUUUUAACCUCAUGGCAUAAACAAAAUUGAGCGUUAAAAUUCUCAAAGCCACUGCAGUAUUUGUCAGUCAGACUCGUAUGUUAUGACUUUGUGCUUUUCACUCUCCCGAGAUUGUCCCUCACAGUCCCGACACUUUAAAAAUCAGUUGCAAAUUAUAGCAAUUAGUAUAAAUUGUAAUCACUAUCUGUCUUUUCAUUGGCUAAGAGCCUACAGUUAAUCUUAAAAAUCAGUGCAACCUACAGUUUAGUUAGUUAUCUGUUAGCAGCUUACCGAAAAAUCUGUAAGUUGUGCGCGCAGUGCAUGAUUUCCAAGAGCAAUGUCAAACUGUGUUCCAUGCGAUGCUGUGUUUAUCCUUAUUUUCUUUAAAACAGUGAGUAAUUAAACAGUUAUUAGAUUCGGUUUUUGUGGUAUCAGGAAUAAUCAAGGUCUCAGUAAGUGUCUGAUCAGUACUUUCUAACCUUGAUUAUUCCAGAUAUCACAAAAACGUCAUCCACUAUCAGCCCACUAUCAAUCCACUGAUUAUGAUGCAACGAACAGUUCCAAAUAUCGUCAAAGUACCCACUUAUUCAUCUUUUUUUACACAUUCUAAGGGAAAACUAUGUGUUUCUUCAAGUGGGUUUUCAACGACUGUCCUACGAAAUGAGGGAAGAUGUUCCCAGCUAUGGAUCCGAGAGCCUCUUUGGUGAGUAAAGUAUCGAGAAAGAAUUAUUUCUCGAUUUUAAGUUUUUUAAGGUCAUUUUUAUCGUUAAUUUCGAGAUGAGCAGUGGCUUUACUCUUUUCUAUGUACUUGUUAAUUGGAAGCUCUCCAGAAUCUCCUUACUAAAUGAAAAUAGUGGACGGUUAAUCACAGUUUUAGUACAAAAACUCUCUUUUAUCCAGAACAGGUUCAUCGGAUAGAUUAUAUGCAUGCACUAGGCUUCGUAGCAGGCACCGGUUAUUUAAGGACGGAACAGAGGGAGAAAUUUCGCGCGCGAACGGAGGCAAAAAAGGAGGCGUGGUUCCCUGGUGUUCUAACCGAAAAAAGGAACCGACACCUGCCAUGCAGGGCUUCGCAUGCUCUAGUCAGAUCAGUACCAGACACUCAAAGACGAGAAUUACUCUUACCACUCGGCGUAGACUGUGACAGUACUAACAACAGUGUAACAAUUUUUCUCAACUUGUUGCGCUUCUGAUUGACUAGAAUUUAUUUCCGUGCUAAUUGACGACCUAGCUUUUCAGCAAGUAUCUCCUCGUAUGCAUUUGUAUAUACCCCGCUUUCUCAAAGUUUCGAAAGGUUGAUACACAAUCCUGAAAAGCUUAUCUCCAUUACAUCACACCACUAAAAAUUAAGAUUACUAACUUCCGGAGGUAGAUUCAUUUCACGUGCUAGCCUGUUCCAGGCAUAUUCAGAUAGCGGGGACGGGGCGAAAACAUAGUGAGCAGAAAAACACAGCGAGGGAACAUGGGGCUACCGAGAGUAGGUGAACGCCUGAACGUAAUAGCCUUUUAACGCGUGUGCGAACAGUCGUCCUUUCUAUCUUGUUCAUUCUUGUAAAUAAAUAAAACGCAAAACAGAGGAAAAGAAACUUUAAUAACAAAUGUUCGCGUCCGUUUCUACAAUUUCAGGUGAACUUGGUGGUAAUAUGGGCUUACUUCUCGGCUGCAGUGUAUUGACUAUCUGCGAGUUCUUCGACUUUUUGUGGGAAUCAAUUAAGUCCCGAAUAAGGCGCCCUAAUGAACAGAAUGGUGUUUCUUCGAGCGAGUUUUGACUCAAGUUGUCAAUAAUACUGUUCGACCUGUAGAUCUAACGAAAUUAAAACUAUGGACAAAACAUAAUCACCAGAACAUCAUGUUUUAUCUCAACGAUUGUUAAAUCAUCACGCCCUCCUGACUAGUUUUCAACAAGCCAUAGGUAGCAAAAUAAAGAUGUAAGAUUAUCAGUAAAUAAAGUCUGUUGUUGUUUUUGUUGCUAUUGUUGUAUAUUAUCUUUGUUGCCAGUUGAUAAAAAAUACCAGACGCAUGUUUACUGAACCGGCCUGAGUCCUGGGGCUCUCCCUCAUUUGGCCUUCACGGGUAUUCGCCGCCGAACAUAGUAUGGUUUUCGGGCAUACAAUUUAACAAUUAAUUUACGUCUUGAACGAGUUUUUUUUUCUUGACGGAAGCACUGAACAGUGUGUCAACGUUGGCUUCGCGUGGUCUACAUGUAUGGUACAAAUUAAUAAUAAUAAUAAUAAUAAUCGAUUCAUUAAUUUCUAUUGUGAAAUUAAAUUCUGGGUGCGAAAUAAAAUGAUCUAGGGUCAUAAAAAAGGUCUCUUGACUAAUACAGGGUAGCGAAGGGUUUGAAGGCGUUUUUGGCAUAUCCCAACCCCGAAAAACUCUAGUGAGCAAAUGCGACGGCUAAACACGUAUUCUGCAAAUGAAUCCAUCCUCAAGAGGCCCUGUCUAUACGAUGGAUUCCGGAUAUUCCGGAAACCGCGAAUUUUUUUACACGAAUCGGUCCCCCGUCCACACGAAACAUAGAAUCCGCCCACCUUGGCUUAGCUACAUAAUUCCGGAAAUAAUUUUUUUUUUUUGGAAUUUUACUCAUCAAAAAGAAUUUUGGAAAAUCUCGGGAAUUUUAGGGAAAAAUCGACAAAUUCGAGAAUUUUAGAGCAAUUUGAGCAUUCACCCGACAUUUUGCCAAUAUUUCACGGCAAAAUGUUGACGAAACGUUUUUUCUUGUAUUCCUACCGACCAAGAGAGGGCUCAGUCCGCUUAAAUGCUACAGCAGUGUCUAAAGCACCGUCUGCUGAGCACAACAAAUCAGCGGCUUUUCAUCAGAGUCGUCUACACUACAACUUAUCAGCGGUUAUUCACCAAAAGGGGCCCUCGCUAUAAAAAAAAAAAAGCCGAAAUUUUUUAAAAUUUUUUUUGUGAAUUUCAGUGGAUUUUUUUAUGUGAAGGAUUUGCGAUUUUGUAGACGAUAAAGACUGGGUAUUUUGGAAUUCAAUUAGGUCAAAAACCCGGCCCGGUCUUAAAAGAGCAAUUGCAAAUUCAAAAUAGCGGACAACAACCUUCUGUUUUUACUGUUUGCUGGAGCUUUUUUCCAGUCUUGUUGCUUGCAUUGAAAUCAAAAUUUCGACUUCUACCGCAACAAGAAGACAUUUUAGGAGUAAGCUAACUCUUAAUACAUCGAAAGUGGUCUAUUAGCUAUUGCUGGUGUCUUUGUUACGUCAUCAAUUCGAAACAAACUGUCAAUCUCAGCUUCGGCUUUCAGAUUGUGGAUUACGAGUGUAAAAGAAGCGAGCGCUCUCCCGGUUCUUCCAAUGUUUUUUUUUUCUUCUCCCUGUAUAUUUUUUCUCCUGCGUUCCACUAUCUGAAAGCCUGAAACUGGCUAAUUUUGAUCAGAUACAAGUCGCUUUCAAACAUUGAUGUUACUUAAACGGGGAAUGGGGGAGAAAGAACGAGCAUGGGGAGGGGGGAAAUGAAAAAUGGUAACAAAGCAGAGAACUGGAAAUGAAGUUACUGAUAGGGCUAAGGUUAGUAACAACAACAAUAUUUCUGUUUGACUUGGAGCAUUCAUGCAUAGUGAUACAUACCGGCUAAGUACACGAAACGUUUUACAAAACUCGACGUUUGCUGCAAGGUAUCUCGGAGCAAAAGCUUAAGUCCCCCAGUUCCUCGGCUCCGCUGUAUUUGUACUGAGAGCAGCGUCAAACGUCAAUAUGUAUUAAACACGUAUCACAGUACAAGGUCCCAAAAAUAGUAUUUCCCGCCUUUCGUCUUUCAAGACUCCAUUUGUCAAAUCCGGAACGCCUGUUAAGGAAAUAUCUUCAAUGGUGGGAUUAUUUUAAUUAUCUACAUAUAAUACUAGGUCAGUAGGAUAUACUGUUGCCACAACAUGGGCUACUUAAUUAUCAACUCACUACAGGACCUUUCCGCUUCGUAAAGCAAACUUUGCAAUUGCAUCAUCUUCGGGUGGAGGCCUUCAAAUAAAUUGCCAACUUCGUCCAGAUCGACAGGCAUACCGUCCUUGAUAUGUAUGAUAGCAGUGAGGAGAGCCUACUCUCACCCAGAGUAAUUUAAACUGAGCUAAAACACUUAAAAUUUGUUUUCCAUUCCUCCACUAUUUGCUAAAAACUGAAAAUUAACAAGUUGUGUUUUACUCCUCCAUCAUUGACCCGAAAGGGGGUUCGUUCGAACCCCUCGAACCCCCCCUCCUACGCGCCUUGAAAUAUAUGGAAAAGAAUCAUUGUACAACGAAACUCUCACUUUUUUCUUUGCAGUCUGUUUGGGUGGGGUUACAUUUUUCGAAAGGUUGACUGAUCCUAAGGAUACACAAAAACUAUAUCAGGCUACUAAUUAAACUAGACGUCAAUACAGUAUAGAGGACUAGAUCUUGACGCCAAAUUCCACCAAAUUAAUUGAACAAACUUGGCAUGGACUUGAUUAAUUUCACACUGUUUAUAUGUGUUUCUAUCCUUAUUUUUCUUAUACAUUGCACAAAUAUUAUCAUAAAGAGAUAUGAUAAAAAACCAAUCGGACAACGGAUUACCAAACUCAGCAUUUUGAGGAAAGCAACGAAUAAUUUUAUUUUAUUUUCCAUUGACGUGAUCCAAUAACAUUACACAACGAUAUUUCUUCUUAUAUUCUGUUCUUAUGUUUUUUCUCCUUGGUAAUGCAUCAUUAUCAUGAGACUGAAAUCAACCCAAAUAUUGAUGAAAUUGCUCAUAAUUAAAUAAACAGGUUUUUUUGGCAAGAUCAUGAAGCAGCUGUCUUGGUAGUUGAACAGACAAGCAACCAACUGUGAACCUUAACGAACUGCUUCCUCGCUGACUUUCUAACAAUCGUAACUUUCGGGCGACAUACCAAGUUUAUGUAAACUAUUUAAAUCAAACAGUAAUCGCCUACGCAGUCAGACUUUGCCUUGAAUGUUUCUGGGACAGUCGAGAAGUCUAUCCAUUAGUGUCUUAUCAGUAAGCUCGGGCGGAUUUAUGCAAAAUUCAGGUAAAGUAAUCGAUUACAGACAGUUACUUAAUCGGACUGUUGCAGACAUUUCAAAAGUGACAGCAGUCUUUGUUCUGAGUUAGCGUAGGUUCUGAGAGAUGUCAUCACUGUUGCGGGACAUGUUUUAAUUUUUUCGCGAAGCUACGUAACAGAAAAGAUUAACAUUUCAACCAAAAACCAUAACUGCACAUGUACAUGUAGUCAACAAGUUUGUUCCUUUUGCUGAUAGUGGCGAAUAAUUCGUCCGCGUUUUCUUUUUUACUUUUAUUUUUCUUAGCAGAUCACAAAACGGGUGUUGCAUAAACCUUGCACUUCAUGUUUUGCAUUUUAUAGACUGAUAUCGGUAGGCUUCUUUUUAGAUAGGAAGAAAAUUGACUGAAACGUGGCUCAUUCGAAAUUUUUCUCUGGCUUAGAAAAAAAAGUUAACAGCAAAAGUGAUGUUUUUUUUUUAUCCGAAACCUUGGACGAUGUCCAAUCUUUCUUUAACAUUUAUUGAAUUUUUUCUUAAGUUGAUUGGUUAUCUCCUCUUAACUAAAGACGAUGUUAAAACCCAUAGGCGAUUCUUACGGAUAGAUUCAACUUUUUGGUUAUAAAUCGACAAAAAUGUGGUUUCAGCCAUCAGGAGUAAAAAUAGUUUACUAAAAACGUAGUUGUAUAGAUAUCUAGUUCUGAAAGAGUCAAACAGAUUCCGUUUACCCCUAUGAGUCUAAGAAAUAUCAUUUUCAGUACAAAUACAAUUUUGAAAAGUGGAUAUGAGAAACAAGAAAACACCCCGUACUGAGAUAACCAUGAUAACGACUGAAUUAUUUAACGUAUUUAUUUAUAGCUGCUAUUUAAUCUGUUCUGAUUGUUUGAUUUUCAGGUAUGGUAAGGAAAGUGGUUGUGACGCCCAUCGAUGAUGGCUCCAAUUCCGCGAACGAAAAAAUGAAAUCAGAGAAUCGCGACUCCCACGAAUGGACAGAAUUUGCUUCCAGUACAACUCUCCACGGACUUAGACACGUCGUCCAUAGAAACCAUUCUCCUUUGAAGCGAGCUAUUUGGCUUCUGUUUCUUUUCGCCGCUGCAAGCUUGUUCAUGUUUCUUUCCGUCAUCAGCUUAAGAAAUUUUUUUUCUUUGCCGAUCAAGACAGUAUUUUCACUGGAAACACCGACUAAUGGCUUGACCUUCCCUGCCGUAACCAUUUGUAAUUUGAACAUGUUUAUGCGAUCUAAGAUUGAUGUGGCUGAUGAUGAUGAGAGGUUUUAUCAGAUGGGAUUAAACAUUAGUGGAUGCAGUGAAACUCGCAGUGUUCGCGGAAACCUCACCUGUGGCCAGGCUCUUUUGUGUGCCUAUGGGUGGUUUGGACCGGCUUUGGUAAAAGGCUGCAAUGGAUCAACUCAAAAGAAAAUAAUAAAUGUUCUGAAUCGGUCAUCAGAACGUUUGUACAAUGAAGAGGAAUUUCUUACCAGAUAUGGCCAUGAAAUGCGUAGCAUGUUGGUCCUUUAUUGCCGUUUCAAAUCAAAAAUCAGAUGUUCUUAUAAGGACUUUGUUCCGCACCUGACUCAACAAGGGCUCUGCUUCACUUUUAACUCGGGUUUAAAUGACAUUCCAUUGCAUCAUACAACUUAUGAAGGUGCUGAUUCUGGUCUUAGCAUUAUACUCGAUGUUCAAACCAAAGAGAGCACAUUGAACGAAUUCUCUACUGGUUUGAAAGUGAUUGUGCACGAACAAAAUACAUUUAUCAAUCGCUAUGACGGCUUCAAUGUCUUACCUGGCACCCAUGCGUCUGCCUUAAUCAAGCUUACAAAGGUGAGUUACUGAUCAUGACCCGAGAGUACUCGUUGGAAUUCUUGAUGGGGCUGUACCUCCCGGUUCUCUAAAUCCUCGCCCUAUUACAGACCAAAAAAUGUGAUUAUUUACACCCGUUUUCAGACCAGGCCUUUAAAAUCCAUAGGCAGAAAUUAUAUCAUCAUUACUUAGUUUAGACAUAUUACUCUUUCUUAUUUAUUUGGAAUGGAAACGACAAAUACGUUCGCACACUCCCGUAGCUCCCUCAAAAACAGUACCUGAUUCCAGACCACAGUAGGCAACAUCUAUACCCUUUUUCAGACGGAAACGGCCGAAACUGAAAAAAUUCUCUUUGGUAUAAUUUUUGCUUGGUAAUAUUCGUUGUUCAGCAUUUCGCAAAAUUAAAUUUAAACUGAUUUUGUCGAAUUUUAACUCAGUCGGGCUUUUCUGGUAUAAUGUUUGAAACCUGUUCAGUUCUGUGCGACAUACUGAACAACUAUGUGAGGUGGAUCAUUAUAUAUCAUUAACUCUCAUAAAUUAAGGAAAGACGACCACCAAUCAAAACGAGCGAAAUAGCUGAUAUAUUACUGUACCUUUUUCUUAGAUCAAGAGACUUCCUUCACCCUACAAAACGAACUGCAGACAAAUGAAACUUGCGGCAGUUGAAAGAUACACAAAGGACGGCUGUGCAUUCGAGUGUUCCUCAAACUACACCAUCAAACAAUGUGGAUGCCGUGGUCCUGGAUUUCUAGGUUUAGAAUAGUUUUGAUUUCUUUAAUUUCUUUUUUCUAAGUCAUUUUACUUCCGUUUGUAAAUAUGACUCAGUAAUGUGAAUGAAACACAGUAUUGCCGGCAAUAUGAACUACGGGGAUACAAAUAGUCUUACUCAGUAAAUCGACACUGUGGCUCUGGGUGUUCUAGAUAACAAUGUAACCUGGAAAUCUAGCUCAUAUAUCUUUAAUAGCCACUAAAAUGUCUAAAUCUAUAGGUAUCAUCCAUAAAUCUAGAUUUUUUCUCUCUGCUCGCUCUCUUUGUACCUUGUAUAAUUCAACGAUCCUUCCGUAUAUAUAUAUUAUUGCAAUCUAGUUUGGAGAUGUGACCUACAAAUCUUAUCUUAAAAGGGCAGCGUUCCUUUACAAGAAGUGGGCACUAAGAAUAUGUAGUAAGCAAAUCUACUAGGUACGAUGCCCAUACUGGCCCGAUCUUCUAGGAGCAAAAGCUCUUUUCAAGAAAUGUCAAGAUUUCUACUGGUUUCAAUAAGGCCUUUUUAUGUUUUCUUUUAAGAAUUAUCAUUCGGGCCCUUAAAAUUCAAUAACCUUUCUUUUCAGUGAGCAACCAAAUGCAUAAUUAAAGUACAAGGUUAGGUCCAACUCCCUACCUGCCCAAAUCAAAUCUUGCACAAAUUUUGGGUCUUUUUUCCCAACAAACCGACAUGGCUGAAAAACGUACUACACAUGUCCGUGACAUCACUUGCAAUUGUUUACUUGUCUAGCCCGUGCGCUAAGUACUCGUGCAAAGUAAAAUUCUUGCAUCUGAGACCAUUUUAUCCUCAACCAUCGGUUAAACUCAUAUUUGUGAAUGCCAACGAAGGAGAAAUUCUACGAAUACGUUAGAAAUGCAACUCAUGGAAAGAAAUGUUACGUAAUCUAGGGAUCAAUGAAAAUGUUUUUGACCGUCCCGUCGAGGUUUUUCAUUGUUUUGAUGCAUCGUCAGUAAGUUUGCAGAAAGACGACUGAGAAAUGAAAAAAGAGCAAUGUGCUGGAGUUUGGGCGACUUUUCUUCGAUGGUAUGUAAACGAUUUACUUAAACAUUACUUUAUUCUGGUUAAGGAGUAGCAAAUCUUUGUAAUGUAGCCGAGCGAAAACAGUUUUUGACCGUUUCUUGGUGGCAAGAAAGCCGGCUUUGAGUGCGAUGAUACCAUCAGACACAAGAAGUCAUGAAAAAGUCGUAAACUUAGUCACAAGUUUUAGUGCGAUCAAAGAAGCUUUUUCGUACAUAUAGCUCUAUCCGGCUUACAGGCGCUGGUCGAGCUGUAGAAUCAGUAUUUAUUCGGUUAAGUUUGUUUAAAAUUUAAUUUGCAUCUUUAAUCUUAUUAAUGAAUAAACUUUUAAAGUUUAAAGCUGUUGAAGUUUUGAGAAACAAUCACAAGUUGGCUCAGCUCUAUGUGAGUUUUCGUAUUAACUAUAAGUUUUCCCAUUUAUGACAGGUUUGAAUGAAGCAGAAGAAUCAAGGAAUGAAUAUCUAGACUUUCAAGAGAAAAAUAAAUGAAAGUUUAUAAAGAGUCAGAUUGUGCUUCUCCUUGUAAAGAGAACUUCAAGUCAUUGAUACUUUUACCAGCAGGCAUCGACCGUAUUACUUACCCAUUUACUCUUCUCAACAUUAAUUUUGCCUGUUGUUAUAUACAAAAAUUUAUAAUAGCUCUUUUGAGCUGAGCUAAGAAUGAGUCAUAAAGGGAAAGAAAAAAGAGUUCGAAAGUGUGUUCUUACAGUUCUUAUAGUGAAACCAAGUGAGAUAUAACAAGAGAAAUAACUAAAAGACGAUCAUUCAAGGAAUAACAAAGAUAAAUAAAAUGUACCUUUAAUGCUGACACUGAUAUGAUGACCGGACGAUUUCUUAGAACUGAUAACAUGUUGAUAGUCUGUACUUUCAUUUCUGUUUAGGCUUGAAAAUGUACACAUUCGGAUGAAAGAACUGUUUUCGGCUUCCUCUGUGCAUCUUCUUUUGUUCAUAGCAAAAAACGGAAGAAAAAUUACGACGGUGGAAACGAGAAUUCAAUAAAGUAUGAAAUAAUCUACCUUUAGUUUGAAUGGGAGCCUUGAAUAUUCAGAAUCCACCUUAAAAAUCGCCAAAAUGUGAGGAUGUUUUGAAAGUCCUAUGCAAACGAUACUAGUUUAGAUCCCAGACCUCUCCCGUAUCUGUACAUGCGCAGACGUUGUUCAGCUCUGUCCAACAAACCUUCAGUGUUUUAAAGUAGCCUGUGUUCAGACCCCCCCCCCACCCCCCCGCCUUCCCAUCCCCCUCCACUCAGGCUAUUUUAAAAUAGCGAAGACAAGUGUACUAAAAUGUAAUAGUUCCAAAUACAGUAUUUUGAUCAUUGUUAGGUAGUUAGUUUUUUAGUCAGUUAAUAAGUUAGCAUCGUUUUUUUUUUUCUUCUUUUUUUCUUUUUUUUGUUUUACCACGCAUAAUUUUUUUUUUCUUCCCCCCCCGCCUCCCCCUCCCCCUCCCCCCACGCUAUUUUAAAAUAGCGAAGCCAACUUUCCUAACCCCUCCCCCCCCCAACCCCCCCAUCUUCACCCUUUUUAGGUAGUUAGUUUUUCAUUCAUUUAAUAAGUUAGCUUCGUUUUUUUUUUUCUUUUUUUUUUCUUUUUUUUUUUUUACCACUCUUAUUUUUUUUUUCUAGCUGAAUAUAUAAUACAUAUUUUAUCAGCAGACGUCAAGAGCCUAUUUUUAUGCAAAUGCUGUUAAUAAACCUUCAUCAUCAUCAUCAUCAUCAUUAUUAUUAUUAUUAUUAUUAUUAUUAUUAUUAUUAUUAUUAUUAUUAUCUCUUUUAUCGCAGUCUUUGCUGGUGUCCUUUUUGUGCAUCAGCCGGGAGCAAACCAUGCAUCUAGAGCGUCAGUCACUCAAAUGACUCAAAUCAAUCAUUCUGUUCAUACACUGAGCACCUUUCUGAGGAUUCGAUCCCAGCAUACAGAUCUUUUGAAUCUCUGUCAUAGUAGCUCUCUCUGAUACUUUCUUGAUGUUUUCUCUAAUUUAUCUGAUUGAAUUGUUUUUUUUAAAGGUCCAAAGACAGUACCGCUGUGUUCGACUCGGGACUCUGAUUGUGUUACGCGAUCUAAAGGUAAAAACUACAGUUCAUUCUAUGUUACUCGGUUACUAAUAAAUCCUUCAGUCUUUUUAAUUGUUUUGGAAAACUACGAGACUUUCAUGUAUAAAAUGUAACUGAGAUUGACGUAAACAAAUGAACACACAUUAUAUAAACUAAGACAAAAUAAAAAAUAGCGCUCAUAAUAAAAAUCCGGCCAACGACCUGCAAUCAACUCUUUACUUCUGAAAAAAGCAUUGGUGUUCAUAUAGUCACUGACCGUUCUCCUGGGACUUAAAAAUCCAUCCCCAGCCGACUGAAAUUCCCCGUUACGGAAUGUUACCAUCGAAAACUGAAAACAGUUAAUUGAUGAUUGACGUCACUCUGUCAAGAGCAAAAUUGCGGAAAAGUUUAUAAGCGGUCGAAAAUAAUGUGGCACUUUUUUUCCUCUAGUCUCGCUCGUCUAAAAAUUGGACAAUGCCAAACUUAUCCGGGGGGCCAAUCAUUUUAAGCUUCUCGCAGAUUUCAUUAGGACAGAGUGACGUCACAGAAGUCGUUCCUUAAUGCGAAAGCUUGUUUAAAUUUCACUAUCUUCAAGUUUAAGUUUCGCUUGAAUGGAAUUUUACUCAAAGGCGAAGGAAAUAGUAAGCAUACCAAACAAAUUGACACUGUCUCGUUUGAAUAAAGAAAGUGGCUAGUGUCCUUUCUACAAUGACCUUGUCUUUUGAGAUCUUGAUAUUCGCUUUCAGCAAGGGAGGAUAAAGGGGACAGAGAAGGCAUCCCCCAUACACACCCUAUUCCAUAGGUAAUUCGUCUCGAGUUAUUUUUAAGACCACAGAUCCCGAGGGGGAUUAGAUAACAGCCAAUCACAUAGCGCGAAUGUGUUCCGCGUGGAUGACCCACCCUCAGAGCCACGCGUCCUUCACGAUAUUGACACUGAAAAAAAUGGCGGAAGACGCGGAGAACGAUAUUGUUAUUCGUUUUGUCGACGAAAACGACUAAAGCGAGAUUUCUUCUGCUAAAGCUGUGUCAGCGAAACGGAAAUUAAAAAAUAAUCGCUAUUCCUGUCUUGUAUAGAGCUAACAGUACAGCAGGGAAAUCCUUAAGACACACUGAAUAUUCUCUCAGGAUCAUUUAUAAUUUACAGUUUGAAGAGAGCAAUUUCUGGUUUGAUAUUUAUUCUUUUAUAAGUUUUUUUUAUUAUUCAACAAAAACAACACUUGGCGUCGUACUUGCUUUAUCGUACAAACGACCGGUUUCAAUAGACCGGCGAAAUUUCUCAUUUUAUUAAAGCAAAGAGGUUACGACAACUUCGAGUUAAACUGAUUUCACGGGUUGUCAAAAAGUCCAUCGAUUCCCUUUUCCCAGGUGAGCGCCGACUCCUUUCGCUUCAAAAUUCAGAAAUGCUCUCAAUCUCUUUACGCUUCCAUUGCCUUUCGUCCGACCUGUUUUGCACGGCGUUUAGUCAUGCGAAACCUCCACGAAACAUCCACGCAGCGCGCGAGGUAACUUUAUCCCGAUUCUAAAAGUUACUCGAGAGAAUUACCUAUGGAAUAGCGUGUGUAUGGGGGAUGCCUUCUCUUUCCUUUUUAUCCUCUCUUGCUCUCAGUUAAAACCGUGACCACAGAGCAGUAAUCCUUUUUUUGGGAAAAAGGUUUUUGUCAUUAUAUGAGAUAACGGAGCCAGUGUAUCAAAGGAUUCUACUAGCGACCACAUUUGCUUCUACGAUCAUGGUUGAUGGAGCAAUUUCCUAACACCAAAAACCAUGAUUAUGGCUCUUGCUAACACUUGCUGUACUGCUUUCAAGUGUAAUCAAAAGAUGACGAGUGAAAUUAGGGGAUCAUUUCUUGACUAUACCUAUUAAUAUCAUGGGUGACAAAUUACGUUCGUAAUCGUUAUUAUUACUUCUGGUGGGGGGGGGUGGGGGGAGCGAUAUAAGUUAGGCAACACAUGGAAAAUUUUAGAGGAUCAAUUUGGGUUUAAUAAGUUCACAAUUAUCUUAAAUUUUCGACGACAAACCUGUUAGAUCUCUUUCCUGUCUUUAAGUUUUCUAAAUCGUCUUUUAAUGCGCUGGCAUCUUCAUUCACAACAUUUUAAAACCGUAACGCCAUCUUGGCGCUGAGACAAACUUUCAGAUGUCAAAUUAUAAAUUAACCGUGAAAUUUCUUGCCAUAAUUAAAGAGUCAUUUGUCACUCAUGAUAUUAAGAAGAGUGUACUAUAUAUUAUAAUAAUUAUAAUAAUAAUAAUAAUAAUAAUAAUGAUAAUAACAAUAAUAAUAACAAUCUUUAUACAGCGAGCUUACUUCACAAAGAGGGAUAUUCAUUGAGGCCCUGUAAAACAAUAGAAAAAAUAGAGGAUCUUAGAUAAAUGAAUGCGUAAUAGUAAUAAUAAGUAAAAAGUUAAGAACUAAAAACCUAUUAAAUUAUACAAGGUAGAGGUUACAAACGUUAAAAUGGCCGAUAGAUUAAAAUAUUAAAAGCUAUAAAUUAUCUAAAAUAUAUAGCUUAUAUUUUUAGUUAUCAGUUGUAGAAAGUUUGGGAUCUAUUACACCUCUUGUUUAUUUUCAGAUCAGUUUAAUAUAACGUCAUGUUCCAGCUGCAGCAACGCAUGCUCCGAACUGGAAUACGAACCACGUGUUUCCUAUUCCAAAUUCCCGGAUGUUUCAAUAGCUACCAUUUUCCAACAUUACUUUCACAGAACAGAGAGUCUCAAAUAUAUGCAGUAAGUUGUUAUUAAAAGCACCUUUAUUAGAAGCCAUGGAUCAGUUUUUGGAAACUUCCCACCUACCCCUCCCCUAAGCCAUCCUUUUGCCCAAAGUAAGGCGUAGGUGUUGAUGUUAGCUUAGGGGAGGGGUAGGUGGGCAGUUUCCCACAAACCUAAAUUGAUUUAGGGAGUAUGUGUUUAUGAUUUUAAUAUUUUACCAAUUAUGUAUUACGAUUAGAGGAAGGGUGAAAGAAGUAGCAAAAUUUUAACCUCAAAUGGCAUAAACAAAAUUAAGCGUUAAAAUUCUCAAAGCCACUGCAAUAUUUGUCAGUCAGACUUGUAUGUUAUGACUUUGUGUUUUUCACUCUCCCGAGAUUGUCCCUCACAGCAGUCCCGACACUUUAAAAUUCAGUUGCAAAUUAUAGCAAUUAGUAUAAAUUGUAAUCACUAUCUGUCUUUUUAUUGGCUAAGAGCCUACAGUAAAUUUUAGAAAUCAGCGCAAUCUACAGUUUAUUAGUUAGUUAUCUGUUAGCAGCUCACUGAAAAAUCUGUAGGUUGUGCGCGAAGUGCAUGAUUUCCAAGAGCAAUGUCAAACUGUGUUCCAUGCGAUGCUGUGUUUAUCCUUAUUUUGUUUAAAACAGUGAGUAAUAAAACAAUUACGUAUUAGAUUCAGUUUUUGUGAUAUCCGGAAUAAUCAAGGUCUCAGUAAGUGUCUGAUCAGUACUUUCUAACCUUGAUUAUUCCAGAUAUCACAAAAACGUCAUCCACUAUCAGCCCACUAUCAAUCCACUGAUGAGACCAUAAGAUCAUAGCAACGAACAGUUCCAAAUAUCGUCAUAAUACCCACUUAUUCAUCUUUUUUUCCACAUUCUAAGGGAAAACUAUGUGUUUCUUCAAGUGGGUUUUCAACGACUGUCCUACGAAAUGAGGGAAGAUGUUCCAAGCUAUGGAGCCGAGAGCCUCUUUGGUGAGUAAAGUAUCGAGAAAGAAUUAUUUCUCGAUUUUGAGUUUUUUAAGGCCGUUUUUAUCGUUAAUUUCGAAAUGAGCAGUGGCUUUACUCUUUUCAAAUGUACUUGUUAAUUGGAAGCUCUCCAAAAUCUCCUUACUAGAUGAAAAUAGUGGACGGUUAAUCACAGUUUUAGUACAAAAACUCUCUCUUAUCCAGAACAGGUUCAUUGCGAUAGUUGAACAACAACGAAUAUCUGCAUGCACUAGGCUUCGUAGCAGGCGCCGGUUAUUUGAAGGCGGAGCAGAGGGAGAAAUUUCGCGCGCGAACGGAGGCAAAAGAGGAGGCGGGGUUCCCUGGCGUUCUAACCGAAAAAAGGAACCGACACCUGCCAUGCAGGGCUUCCCAUACCUAGUCAGAUGAGUACCAGACACACAAAGACGAGAAUUACUCUUACCACUCGGCGUAGACUGUGACUGUACUAACACCAGUGUAACAAUUUUUCUAGCCUGCGUAGCAAGCGUUUCCUCGCGAGGUUCGUCUAGAAAGCUGGGACAAGAGCAAAAAAAAAAUAAAUGAUGGGGGGAGGGGGAGGGGAACGAAGGAACCGCUUGCCCGCAAAUCCCACGAUUUUGAAAAACUGCGUUCGCCCACGAACGCAGCUUCUGAUUGGCGCGGUGCGGGUAGUGUUGAUUACUUAGCAUUCGAAACGUCAAUCAAACCAGGUAUGCUUUGUUUUUGUGCGUCACAGAUCUGGUCUCAUCUGAUUUGUGGUCGCAGAUUACAAAUGCUUUGGACUGAUAUUUAUUGGAAUCGUGUUUGUGCGAAGGUUUAUGAGAUCAGAGUCUUCAAAGUAUAACUGGAGAUCGAGCAGUGGAGACUAGGGAAGGCCAAUUUAUUGAGAAUGACGGCGUGCGGAUCUGACUGGAAAAAAUGGACUGUUUGUUGGAGAUAACAUCAACAUAAAUCAGAACAUCGGUACUCGACACUAGCUAAAGCCGCCAUAGACAAGCGAUUUGUCAGCUUUUUGAAAUGAAAAGAUUCUUUUUGUUUAUUGGAAAUUUAGCGGCACCUAUUAUAGAGAACGUUUCGACACAGGCUGAAGAGCAGCCGCUCUGCAAAACUUAUACCCGGCGGAGUGAAUUGUUCCGGACAAAUCAUUUUUGACGUGUCGACAAGGUUUCAGACGAGAUAGAGCCACACAAUAAAAAAAAAGAAAUUCCUCACCAAUCGCUCAUAGUUUUAACCUUCUUUUGUCGUAAAUCUUUUUUAUUACAGUUCUUGCAAUCGCCUGCAACGUGUUCUAUUAGAGAACAAAGUAAUUUUACAAAUCUGGUAAUCCAGGGGUAAUCUGUUCGUUAUGUUUCUAUUUUAACGAGCUGUCAAUUUACAAAUGAACCGAACCGUGAAAUAGCAAGGGGCGUUUUCCAGAAUCGUGGGGUUUGCAGGCAAGCGUUUCCUCUUCUCUCUCCCCCUCCCCCUUCAACCUUUUUUUGCUUCCACUCUAACUUUCGCGCAAUAACUCGAUUGGAAACGCUUGGUACGCAGGCUACAAUUUUUCUCAACUUGUUGCGCUUCUGAUUGACUAGGAUUUAUUUCUGUGCUUACUGACGACCUAGCUUUUUAGGAAGUAUCUCGAAUCCUCGUAUGCAUGCAUAUAACCCGCUUACUCAGAGUUUCGAAAUGUUGAUACACAGUCCUGAGAAGCUUAUUAUAUCUUAUUCUAUCUAACGUCCGGCAGUGGAUUCAUUUCACGUGCUAGCCUGUUCCAGGCAUAUUCAGAUAGUGGGGACGGCGCAAAAAAAUAGUGAGCGAAAAAAACCAGGGGGGGGGGGGGCAGGUGCUGGUGAACGCCUGGAACGUACCAGGCUAUUAACGCGUGUGCGAACAGACGUCCUUUCUAUCUUGUUCAUUAUAAAACGCAUAACAAAGGAAAAGAAGCUUUAACAACAAAUGAUCGCGUCUGUUUCUACAAUUUCAGGUGAACUUGGUGGUAAUAUGGGCUUACUUCUUGGCUGCAGUGUACUGACCAUCUGCGAGUUCUUCGACUUUUUGUGGGAAUCAAUUAAGUCCCGAAUAAGGCGCCGUAAUGAACAGAAUAGUGUUUCUUCGAGCGAUUUUUGA
Porites evermanni is the source of this 26009-nucleotide messenger RNA. Lineage: Eukaryota; Metazoa; Cnidaria; Anthozoa; Scleractinia; Poritidae. The record is from the annotation of a GenBank genome assembly.